AUAAUGGAUCUCUUCCGAAAACCGAAAAAGCGCAAUGCACCCGUCGUUCGUAAAAAGGAAAGCUCAAGUGAUGAGGAUCAAGAUUCAGAAGUGAAGGAUGUGAUUCAAAAGCGACGUCGUACGAAUCCGAUGGUCCAGUCGACCAAACAACUAGACGCCUCAACACGACGUGCUGAUAAUUCAUCGGAUGAUUCUGACGACUCUGACGACAAUCAGGAUAUCGCAGUAGCAACUCACUCGUUCGCCGCUUCAGGAGAUGCCGGUCCAUCUGGACCACGUGAUCAAGGUGCCACUGCAACACUCGAAGUGGACACAGACUAUUCACACGAUGCCCAGGCUCAAUUCGAACGAGUCCAACAGCAACUGAAGGAAGGCGUCGAGAAAGACGGAAAAAUUCUGUACAAGGGAAGUGCACUGUAUGGAGCCAAAGAGGCGAAGGAUACGGCCAAGGGAAACGCUGCAAGUGGUUAUAAUCGAGUUGGGCCCGUUCGGGCGCCACAAUUUCUACGACAAACAGUCCGUUGGGAUUUUGCACCGGAUAUUUGCAAGGAUUACAAGGAGACUGGAUUCUGUACGUUUGGAGAUUCGUGUAAAUUUGUGCACGACCGAUCGGACUAUAAACACGGAUGGGAGAUUGAUGAGGAGUACGAAGCAGGAAAAUAUGGUGCUGAAGACGAUGCGAAUUACGAGAUUCAUGAAGGCGACGAUACGUUUCCGGAGGAUUGUUUUAUUUGCGGAAAUCCAUUUGUUGAUCCGAUCGUGACAAAAUGCAAGCACUACUUUUGCACCGGUUGUGCGUUGAAAUCGUUCCAAAAGUCGUCAAAAUGCCCAAUAUGUCAGCAGAAUACUGAGAAUAUUAUGAAUACCGCAAAAGAGCUCCUAACCUACCUGAAACGGAAGAAGCAACAACAGAAGCAAGAAGCCGAGAAACAGGAAGAAGAAAAAGAUAGUGACGAUGAUGAAAAACCACACGAAUGCGACGAUCACCAUCAUCAUGAUCACGAAGAUGAGCCCGAGGAGCCUGAAAACGACUCAAAUGUUCCAGAAGCCGAGGAGAAGAGCGAUGAGGAACAGGAGAUUAUGAUGGAGGAUGUGGAAGGGCUUGAAGGUGGAGAAAAUGACUCUGAGAGUGAUGAUGAUGAUGCUGAAAAAGAUUGAUAAUUUUUAUUUUUUUUUUAAAUAUUUCUGUACGGUGAUUGUCUGUGAGUAAACUAAAUAUGAUUUUUUUUCUU
Molecule: messenger RNA, 1232 nt
Organism: Caenorhabditis elegans
Lineage: Eukaryota; Metazoa; Nematoda; Chromadorea; Rhabditida; Rhabditidae
Gene: rnf-113
Product: putative E3 ubiquitin-protein ligase rnf113
Exons: 3
Coding region: 4-1158 (384 amino acids)
Biological process (GO): protein ubiquitination
Molecular function (GO): metal ion binding; ubiquitin protein ligase activity
Source: RefSeq, marked reviewed